CCUAACACGUGUUAAACGUUAAUUCGAAAGCAGAUUUAUCGGAACAAAUGUAUUCUGCGUUUAUUCCGUGUUUUUAUCCGCGAUUUGUGUUAUUGCAGAUCUACUGUAUAGUUUCGGUCGAGCUAGUUAAUCAAGCAGUUGGCAAAUAAAAUAAGAUCGAAGAAAAAAUAGAGACAAUGGGAAAAUAAGGGGGGGAAAGGAUUAUUUCGACGUUAGGUCCAUUCGUUGGUAGAAGAAAAGAAGUUUAAAGAAAAAAAAAAGAAAAAAAAAAAAGAAAAAAAAAAUAAGAAAGAAUAUUAAGUAAUGUCGUCCUCGUUGAUGAUGCUCGAGGAGCCCGGUGGCUCAGGAUUAAAAUCAGCAUUGAUAAAAUCAACGAAAACGACUACGGAAGAAGAGAAAGAAGCGACAGGAUUCGACGAAGUUUCUACGAUAUUGUCCUUGUGAAAAUACUUUCCUUUACUUCCGUUAAACUUCUCUUCUUUUUCCUUUUUUUCUUCUCUCUUUCUUCACUCUCUCUCUCUAUCUAUCUACCUAUCUAUCUAUCUAUCUAUCUAUCUAUCUAUCUAUCUAUCUUUCUAUUUCUAUUUCUUUUCUUCCACCCGUUUACUUCUCGAUUUAUCUCUUUCUUUCUUACUUCUGCAUCUCUUUCUAUACCCUCUAACAAGUACUUGAAAAAGACUCUCGAAAGCAACUACGACAUCGAGGAUUGAGAGACGCAACAGGGACGUAAAAAGUUUUGCUAUCUUUCUUUUUCUCUCUCUCUCUCUCUCUCUCUCACUCUCUGUUUCUCUAUUUCUUUCCCCUUCUCUUUCCUUCCAAGUCACCUCUUUAUUUUCUUUCUUCUUUCUUCGACGUCGUUGAAAGUGGACAGCCGUCAGGAUGUUGCCCGCCAACGUGAUGUCUUUCAUGAAAAAGAUGGUGACGACGCAAUCGGAAUCUGGUACGACCGGUGCUGUUACACCGGAAGAGAGUGGAACAACAUUCAGCAAAUUGCGACAACUGGGUACCGGAUUAAUGAUGGUAACGGGAAACGUUACGAAAUUGGCUCCAGCUAAAGUUACACCGGUCGAGGAGAUACAACCGAAAGAGGAUACCAUCGAUUCGAUUAUAAAAAAGCCGGAGACAGGAAGUAAAACGAGCAGCGGUGAAGAAUGUAGAGUUUGCCGGAAGUCCUUUGGACCAGAAGAAGCUUCGAGGACUUGCUGCGAAUGUCUACAAAAAGUUUGCGAGGAUUGUGCCUCGUACUCGACGACAACAAAUUCAGACGAUCAGUCGUCUUGGAGAUGCAGUGUUUGUCGUCGAAAAAUUGCCUCGAGGGACCAGCCGAUCGUGACGCAAGAGUCAACAGAUUCUCUUCUUGAAGUGCCGAUUCUCGAAGCAUUGCAAAGAAGACAUAGCGAUGCAAGACUCGGUUGUCAAAGUGGUAGUCAACUAGGUGGUUUUGGAAGUGUUUUGGCACCACCAAAGGGCAUAGAAAUUCGAAGACACUCUGACGUAUCACCUGCCAGCUUGAAAGAACUCGAAAAGGUAUUAGAAACAUCAUUAUUAUAA
Messenger RNA from Vespa mandarinia (Asian giant hornet), 1551 nucleotides. It is a transcript of the gene Fife, whose product is annotated as regulating synaptic membrane exocytosis protein fife. Gene Ontology annotation, biological process: regulation of membrane potential; regulation of synaptic plasticity; calcium ion-regulated exocytosis of neurotransmitter. The record is from RefSeq and is a predicted model, not a curated record. NCBI's taxonomy places the organism in Eukaryota, Metazoa, Arthropoda, Insecta, Hymenoptera, Vespidae. Gene Ontology annotation, cellular component: cytoskeleton of presynaptic active zone; presynaptic membrane. Gene Ontology annotation, molecular function: small GTPase binding; transmembrane transporter binding.